AUGUCAUCAGAGGAUACCACAAGCAAUGUCUCGCUGACACCAACCACAGCCAUCAGUGACAGUUUCAUGAACAAUGAACGGUUUCACCAAACUGGUGGACUUCUUUAUGAUUUUUAUCAGAUGGCAGCAGUGGACUGGGACGAAAUCCACGACAGAGAGAAGCUGACCUCAUGGGCGUACACCACGUGGAACGCCCUCAACAUAGUCCGGCUGACACUGGCUAUCUGGAUUCUGGCUAGUCACAUAGCUCUCAUCGUAUUUGUACUGGCCAAGAAAGCACUGAGGCAGCAGCCCAAGAACCUGCUGAUUAUCAACGUGGCGCUGGUGAAUGUUUUGAUGGGCAUGUUCGUAGUACCAGUCAAGCUGCACUUUAUACUCAACCCAAAAGGCCCACAAUGCAAUCUUGCCGUGGGUUGGACAUUUGUAGCAGAAUAUUAUCAACCAUCAGCAUGCCUGUUUGCUGUUCUUAGCUUGGUCCUUGAGCGCUUUAUUUACGUAUACACAGAGAAGACACAAAAGAACAUCAAGCCGUGGGCUGCAAAGAUUGGCACCACCAUUUUAAUGUUUCUUCCAUGGAUCUUGUCUUGUCUAAUUCUGCUGCCAAUAUUUUAUGCAGGACUGCUAGCCAAAUUCACCGAUCCAAAUCAGUGUUUAUUCAAAGUCAACGAGGGAUAUUUUGUUGCCUCCCAGCUGAUGUCUUUCAUCCUUCCAUCACUAGGAGUCUUCAUCCUGGCACCAUUUACUGGUCUCCUUGACUGCCUGCGUCCAAAAAGAUGUUUCUACAAGCCUCUAACACCCAGAGGUGAAUCCAUGGCCAUCACUGCCACUGUGAGCCUGGUCUCUAUAUUUUGUGAAGCUCCCUACUGCGUGGUUCGGGUGCUCAUGAUGACCGUAGAAUGCAACAAUUCUUACUGCAGCCGCUUCAGUGAAGCCCUGACACUGGCUAUGUGGAUCAGAGUAUGUAAAGCUGGCGUUUUCCCUUUUAUCUGGCUGGCGUACACAGACAUCAGGGAUGCACUGCUUCAUUUAAAUAAUGCUCAACAAAAAGACAAAGAAACUGAUUAUGAUAAUGAUGACGAUGAUGAGGAUGGUGGCCAAAAGUUUCCACUGACCAAGAGUUCUUCAAAAGCAGUUUGA
Candidula unifasciata is the source of this 1137-nucleotide messenger RNA. The record is from the annotation of a GenBank genome assembly. NCBI's taxonomy places the organism in Eukaryota, Metazoa, Mollusca, Gastropoda, Stylommatophora, Geomitridae.